AAUAACACAUGGCAACAAGCUGUGUUGGACGCCUUUGAACCAAACACGGCAACGCGCGAAUUAAGACAGUUACAAUUUACACGGAAACAGACCAGAAUAUUUUCAAGAUGGCAAGACCUAUCACGCUGGUCACGGGCAACAAGAAGAAACUAGAGGAGUUUAUCUUGAUACUUGGGUCACAGUUCAAGGGUCAGUUAAUUGCUCAAGACAUUGACCUGCCAGAAUAUCAAGGAGAACCAGAAGAAAUAGUAAGAGCUAAAUGUGCUCUUGCAGCAGAACAUAUCAAAGGACCAGUGAUAGUAGAAGACACAAGUCUUUGUUUCAAUGCUCUUGGUGGCAUGCCAGGACCAUACAUCAAAUGGUUCCUGCAAAAAGUAGGCCCUUCAGGCUUGCACAAGAUGCUGAAUGGUUUUGAGGACAAGUCAGCCUAUGCCUUGUGUAUAUUUGGAUAUUCUAGUGGAGAGCCGGGUGCACCAGUGCAGCUCUUUUCUGGACGUUGUGAUGGGUUAAUAGUUUCACCAAGAGGGUCAACAGAUUUUGGAUGGGAUCCAUGCUUUCAACCAAGUGGAAUGAAAGAGACUUUUGCAGAGAUGCCAAAGGAGAUGAAAAACUCUGUAUCUCAUAGAGGGAAGGCCAUGGAAUCUCUGAAACAGUUUUUAAUAAAACUUUGAUGGGUGGUAUUGAGAUCUCAAGAAUCAUGUGAUUUUGCUAGAUGGCUUUUUCCUGUUAUUUAGUUUCUUUGGAAUUCUAACAAAUUUUUUUGCAAUUGAAAGCUGGAAAUACUCGUCUCAGAAUAGUUCAUCAUGCUGUACAUGUAAUUGUUUUUUCACAACUUUUGGCGCAUGUAAACAUAUUACUGUUGGAUAUUAAAAUGCACAGUCCUCAAAAGCUGCAGGUGGAUUUUUAUUAAAUGGUUAAAUUU
This is a messenger RNA of Pomacea canaliculata, 922 nucleotides long. Its product is annotated as inosine triphosphate pyrophosphatase-like. The record is from RefSeq and is a predicted model, not a curated record. Gene Ontology annotation, biological process: nucleoside triphosphate catabolic process. The coding region runs from base 108 to 671 and encodes 187 amino acids. Gene Ontology annotation, molecular function: nucleoside triphosphate diphosphatase activity. Lineage: Eukaryota; Metazoa; Mollusca; Gastropoda; Architaenioglossa; Ampullariidae. The transcript is spliced from 4 exons. Gene Ontology annotation, cellular component: cytoplasm.